AUGGCAGACCUGGACGGCAUUCUGCGGCGUUACACCGUGCACGACGAUGACACCAAGGAUCGCCUCCUCGGAGGCGCGUUCGUGGCUGUGAAUAAGGACGGAGUGAUUUGCUCCGGCGCCGCGGGCAGAAUCGACUUCGACCGAGACGCCAAGGCGUUCGCGGGGGACACGUUCACCUGGGUUGCCUCGCUCACGAAGCUGCCCACCAUCACCUGCGUCAUGCAGCUGGUUGAGAAGGGCGUCGUGAAGCUUGAGGAUGACAUUCGCCAGGUGGUCCCCGAGCUGGGCAAGCUGCAGAUCCUCAAAGGGUUCGACGGCGACCAGCCGAUCCUCGAGGACAACACGAAGCCAAUAACCCUGCGGAUGCUGCUCUCUCACGUCUCCGGGCUGGGCUACGACACGAGAGAUCCAGACACCAUCCGCUGGGCCAAGGCCAUCGGCCGCACGGGGAACCACCUCGCCUUCAACCUCUCGGGUUUCAGCACGCCGUUCAAGUUUCCCCCCGGCGAAAGCUGGCAGUACGGCUCUGGCGUCGACUGGGCGGGCAUCGCACUGGAGCGGCUCACGGGACGGACGCUCGGGGCGUACAUGCAGGCACACGUCUUCGACCCAGUCGGCAUGAAGGACUCUGGCUUCUGGCCAGAGCGACUGCCCGACACGGAACCGCGCACCGCGCCGGGGUCGCUGCGCCAGGACGACGGCACGCUGAAGCCGUUCCGCAUGCCGCUGCCCAAGGAGCACGACCUCGAGGGCGGCGGCGCGGGGCUGCACACCACGGCCGACGACUACGCGCGCUUCCUGCGGGCGUUCCUCGCGGGCGAGCUACUCACCGAGGAGUCGAUGCGCACCAUGUUCACGCCGCAGCUCGACGAGCGGCAGCGCGCGGGGCUGGAGCGCACGGCGUACGACCCCGCGAGGCAGUCCGAGUACGCGCCAGAGUUCCCCACGGGGCUGCCCAUCAGCUCCGGGAUCGGGGGGCUGCUUAACCUCGAGGACGUGCCGGGGAAGAGGCGCAAGGGGAGCAUGAUGUGGACUGGGGCGUGCAACAGCCGCUGGUGGGUUGAUCGCGAGACGGGCGUUGCGGGCGUCAUGAUUGUGAACUGCUUUCCCUGGGGCGAGCCGGUGAAUGGGAAGCUGUACGACGAGCUGGAGAGGGCCGUGUAUAAGAGCAUUGGGCAGAAGGCUUGA
Messenger RNA from Purpureocillium lilacinum, 1188 nucleotides. RefSeq lists its product as uncharacterized. NCBI's taxonomy places the organism in Eukaryota, Fungi, Ascomycota, Sordariomycetes, Hypocreales, Ophiocordycipitaceae. The record is from RefSeq and is a predicted model, not a curated record.